Gossypium raimondii (Peruvian cotton) is the source of this 676-nucleotide messenger RNA. RefSeq lists its product as hypothetical. The transcript has a single exon. NCBI's taxonomy places the organism in Eukaryota, Viridiplantae, Streptophyta, Magnoliopsida, Malvales, Malvaceae. The record is from RefSeq and is a predicted model, not a curated record. Bases 158 to 364 code for a protein of 68 amino acids.
AACAUAAAUAUAUACACAACUGAGCCCUUUCAUCCGAUCUCUAUCUUUAAAAAACCAAACUCCGACAGUCCUGAGCAGUGUUUUUUUUUUUCUCUAAGUUCCAACUGUUAUUCAAAGCACACAGAGCUUUUCAUUCACUGCAAAAAAAAAAAAAGCCAUGGUGUUCUUUUGUUUCCUCGUUGAUCAGACAAAGAAAGUGAGCACUACUAAGCCGGCGGCGGGGAUUUGUUCACGGUGUGGCGGAGGAGCACGUGUCGCCGAUAUGAAAACCUCCACCAGAUUUUGUUACGUCCCGUUUUACAAGAAAUCUUGGAGAGCCAUUAUUUGUACAUUUUGUGGGGCGAUCCUUCGAUCUUAUCGUUAAUUUCAUAUAAGUCCCUUAAUCUCACUGUAUCCCCUCCCUUUUUGCUCCUUUUCUCUUUUCUUUUUUUGUUCAUCUUCUUCUUUGGGAAAAAUAUCUAACAGUUUAAGCUUUAGUUGGAGAUGUUCAUAAUUGUCUAUGAACUCUUUUUAACUUAUUUAUUUCCAUGAAUUAUUUCCUCCUUUAGGUUAUCUAAUGUACUCCUUUUUUGGUGAUCGUUAAAGAUCAGCUUUAAAAAAUGGUGGAUAUGAUAAAGUUAAUUUCUUUAUUAUCUUUAAUGUCGGUUUUACGGUUUAUGAAAAUUAAUAUUCUCGA